AGGUGACCCCGGUCAGAUAUACGUCAUUCUUCGACUUCGAGAUUGUAAAUGGGAGUCGGAAAUUGAAAACAAAUCUCACAUAAUUUCAGUUUUAUAGUUAUUACUAAAAUGGUUAGCUUGGACCAUGACAGUACAAGGCAAGGGGGCUUUUUCUUUGAUGGUGAAGGUGGUAACCCUUCAGCUGAUUUCCAGAAUGAUGACGAGGAACUGAUUCCAAGUAAUGGCCUGGCAUCGGAAGAAGCCCCAAAGUUUCGCCCAAUCAGAGCAGUUUGGGCGGCUGUCCUUCAGAUAAUCAUCCUUGUCGCCCAUGAGGUCAUAACCAUUCUCCUACCGUAUGUCAUCAUCAAGCAAACCUCAGACAUCCAGCAGCAGAGAUCCCAUAGCUUCAUCAUCAUCGUCUAUCUCCAGACGUGUGUCUGGCUUAUUCUGCUCAUGUUUGAGCGCUAUCUUCACUUUGCUCACAGGCGGUCCAUGCGGCAUGGCUACCUUCAGUUCUAUCGCAAGACGCAGAAAUUGAAAAGGGUUCCGCUCUAUAUGAUAUCAAUAGGUAAUGCAGCUAUAUUAGUCCUUUGUGGAUUCUUUAUGGAUAAUUCAUCAGCAACCCAUCUCUGGCCGGUCAUGUAUGCACAGAUCAUUGUAUCAAUAGAAGUCAUUCUCGCUCUAGCUGGUCUGAUCAGGUACAUGGUGCUCGUGUAUCGCUUCAACCAAACACAAUCUUUACCAGAUGUAGAACAAGAAGAAUUCAAUGCCUCAAUUACACAGCCAUCAGCUACAGUACCUGAUAUUGGAUAUAGGGACAUGGGCUAUUUGGAAAACUUACUGGAGCGGCAAGCAGACAUGAUCCACUAUCUCAAACUACACACUGCAUAUCUCAGUAAAAAGAUCCUACGGCUGACACGGCUGACACGGCUCACACAUCCGUCUGGUGGGAAUGCACUCAACAGUAUGCAAGCCUAGAUGUGUUUUCACCACAAACGUAAUUAAACUUACAUGUACCUGUACACUAACUGGUAUCUUUCUGAGAAUGGUAUUUAAAGCAUGUAAGUUUAGGCUGUUCACACUAUCAAAAGGCGAUACUUGAUGGGUAGAUUAUACAUGUACAUGUAGGUCUUGAGAUGAGCUAUAUCAUAGUCUAGAACGUUUUUGAUAGUACACAUUUGCUAUCCUUGCCAUUGCGCAAGUGAUAUAUGGUAAUGAAAUGUAUGUAGGUUGGAUAAUUUGUGCAUGACAAAUUCAUAUAAAGCCAAGGUACGCAUGAAAUAUAGUCAUAUACAUGUAUAGUAAUGGUAUCAGCAUGCAUUACUUUGACUCCUACAUUUCGUAUCAUAUUGGACUGACUUGAUGACACAACAAUGAGGGCGCUUGAUAAAUGUCAUUGAUACCCCAAUCUAAUAAAUUUAUUCAGCUCAUGCAAAUAGUUUGUCAAAUCGUAUAACACAUGCCUAUUGCUGUCAUAUAAAAUGUGCAUACAGAGAUUUAGAAUUUCUCUCAAGAAUUAUAUCCCUCUUGGAACUACACCCCCUCGUCACAUGUAAUCCACCCAAGAAAUGUAAUGAAUUGAAAUAUAAUUAUCAGGUAUUUAGAGCUUUUAAUCAAGUUCCCUUGAGUUACUUACUUUUUUCUGAUCUGGCAGAUGUGAAAAUGCCAUUUUAGGUGCAAAUGCAUGUCGAAAAGGGCAACUAUUACAAAAUUUACUAAUGUCAAGAAAUUUAAUUGUUCAUCAUUGUACAUUUGGAUGUUGAUAUGUAGUGUAAUGCCAAUUGUACUUGUCUAAAUAUCAUUCUCAUUUUUUUUAUUUACAGGGGGCGUGUAGUAUUCUCUGUUUUCUGUUUAAUAAAAGGAUGAAAUUGGAAAGAAACCUAUUGAAUUUUACUAUGUAUCUUGCUUGCUAUGAAGAUUCUAAAUCUAAAUUUGUGUUUUUGUUUGUAAAUGUUAUGUAUAUAAAACUAGCUGGGCUAGACUAUUUGAAAAUUCCAUUGACUGUGAACUCUCCCUUAUUGCUGCAUACAAAGAUUGCUGCAAUGCAUGGUAUUUCUAAUUUUGAUUGUUAAUCACACGCUUCAAUUAUUACUUCGAUUUUGAAGGCAUUCUUAUUUGCCCCUCCUGGGGCUUGUUUCAUAAAGACUUGUUUUGAUAAAAAUGCACAGUUUCUAUAACAAGUUUAUGAUCAGCCAAUCAAAUUGAAUUAUUUCAGUAGCUUUAAACUGUUAUUGCAAAUUGGUUAUUAUAACAAUUUUUGUUAAAACACCUUUGAGUUCUGAGAUUGCAUUCAGCUGCUUUUGUCCAAUCGCACACAAUUGCAGCCUAAGGCAACACAACUCAAUUAAAUGAUUUAAUUAAAUCAUUUAAUUAAUCAUCAAUUAAGUAAUAUGAAUAUGGUAUAUCUUCUGUGUAAUAUGAUUAUAAUAAUGUUAAUGUAUUGUAUGUUUGUGAUGGACCUGCCUGUGUUCAGAAAAGAACAAUGGACCUGGUAUAUUUGUCAACAUUAACUUUAUCUUGAAUUUAAUAAAGUCAUGAUUACAAUCAAAUUCGAGUUCAAUCCACAGACUAAUCUCAGGCUUUGCAUUCUAACCGGGAGUUUGAUAUUUUUUUCAAAUAUCAACAACUGAGCAAAACCAAAGAUUUAUAUGAGCAAAGACAAGUGGCGAAGAGUAUAUAUGGGCAAGGAUACACGAGGACGAGCAACAGUGAGCAGUCUACACAGGGAUAAAGUGUAGCAGUCUACACAGGCAGCAUGAUUUUCCUUGAAUUACCUCGAUUUAGCUCGCAUCACCUCGCUUUACUGCAUGAAACUUUGAAUGAGCUCCAACGAUCUCGUAGACAAAAGUGUGAUUACAAUUUACAACUGAAUAUUUUGCUGCGUUAGGAUGCGUAUUGAUGUUUUUUGGUUAACACAGCAAUAUGCAGCUUACAAUGUAAAGGUUUGAUGCAGGCUUGGUAAAGUUUUGUUAAAACAUACAUAUGCCUGGUACUGAUAAAAUGAAUGUGAGCAGAAAAUGUUUUUUAAUUAAUGGUGUUUGUUUAGUUUUGUUGGUCAUGAUCUUGUUUGUCCAUGAAUUGCAAUUCGUUUUGUACUUUAUUGAUUAGUUUGUUGAUUUUUGUGGUUCUCAAUGUUAUAAAUAACAAUAUUUCAUUUUUAUAUUGAAUGAACCUUAAAAGUAAAGUGCAUGUUAAAUUUGUGCAUGUUUUUUUUUUAUGUAUGAUGUCUGAUUUAUUUAUUUCCAUUUCAAUGUGAAGAAAAUUGUACAAAGUAGAUUUAUAUAAGAAGUACAGUAAAAAUAGUACAGAUGUUAAGCAUAUCAGUGUUUAUGAUAAGUAACGUCAAAGACAAAAGGGAGGGUAUGUUGCAAAAGAAAUGCUUGUAAAUUUUAUGUCCUAAGAACUUAGUUCAGCAAGAUAUAUAAACAUAUGAAUAGUGUUGGAAGUAAUACAUUGUGUUAACCUUGAUACAGAAAUAUUCAUAGCCGUUUUCUUGCAGCAAUUUUGUAAUAUGAAUGAAAUUUGUCUUUUGCUAAAAACCAUUAUUCAUAAAAAAAGAGAAUGUAAUUGUAAUUGUUUAAAUUAAUGAUAGCGGAUAUUGGAUGUUUUCUUUCGAAAAUAUAAAGAUUUAAUCAGUAA
Messenger RNA from Lytechinus pictus (painted urchin), 3618 nucleotides. Its product is annotated as transmembrane protein 192-like. The record is from RefSeq and is a predicted model, not a curated record. The coding region runs from base 109 to 957 and encodes 282 amino acids. NCBI's taxonomy places the organism in Eukaryota, Metazoa, Echinodermata, Echinoidea, Temnopleuroida, Toxopneustidae. The transcript has 6 exons. Gene Ontology annotation, cellular component: late endosome; lysosomal membrane.